GAUAUUGAUAGAUGUGUAUUCAAACUUUGAAGGAAAAGUGUAAAUGUAACAGGCACCUGUUCUCUUACAUCUUACAUUACUACAAUUUUUUAUAUUAUAUGUAUAUAUAGAACGUCAAUUCUCUCUACGCAAGUUGAGAGGAAUAAUAUAUCAGAGAUAAGCCAGACUUUUUUUGAUAGCACACACAGAGUUACGUAUUAACAAUGCGAUAAGAAUGAAACUCACGUGGUCCAUUAUUGCUCAAUAUUACAGCAUACAGUGCGCCAAGCGUUGUAUUAGCACAAUGACACAUCCAUUAGUUGCAGUAUGUCAAAUGCGAUCAAUAGCUGACAAAAUGAAAAAUUUGGAAAUUGUAACUGAAUUAGCAGCUGAAGCUAAACGCAGAUCAGCUGUAAUAGCAUUCUUCCCUGAAGCUUGCGAUUACUUGGCAGAUAACAAGAAGGAUAUCGUCGCUAUGGCUGAACCUUUGACUGGACAGACAGUGGCAUCUUAUAAAGAGAUUGCUGUUAAAAAUGACAUUUGGUUAUCCUUAGGUGGAAUUCAUGAAGCUUCAGAUACAGAAAAGAUAUACAAUACACAUAUAUUAAUAAAUAAUGUGGGAGAAUUGGUAGCUGCAUACAGAAAAAUACACUUGUUUGACAUGGAUAAUAAGGAUACCGGGGUACGUUUGAUGGAAUCGGAUUAUGUACUGAAAGGAACCCAAAUUGUGCCCCCUGUAUUUACACCAAUUGGCAAACUCGCACUGAGCAUUUGUUACGAUAUGCGAUUUCCCGAGUUAUCGUUAACUUUGCGGAACAUGGGAGCGCAAAUUCUCACUUAUCCGUCGGCGUUCACAUAUCAAACUGGUGCCGCGCAUUGGGAGGUGAUGUUGCGAGCACGAGCUAUAGAGAAUCAGUGUUACGUUAUAGCCGCGGCACAAACUGGCGCGCACAAUAAAAAGAGAGUCAGCUGGGGUCAUGCCAUGAUUGUAGAUCCUUGGGGUGCUGUUAUAACACAGUGUGCAGAAAAAACGAGUAUUGCUGUAGCAGAAAUUGAUCUCACGCUAUUGGAGAAAAUCAGACAAAAUAUGCCGUGUGAAAAACACCGCCGUACUGAUUUAUACUCCAAUAUGGAAAGUUAAAAGUCUAUUUAAUAUGAGCAGAAGAACUUAGUAGAUAAGUAGAUAACUAAGUAGAUAAGCAAUUAGUGUAAUUAAUGGGUCUAAUUAUAUAAUGGAUAUAUUAAUUUUGAUAUAUAAGAUUUAUAAAUAUUCAGCAAUCACAAAUCUAAAGUAAAAUAGCAUUGUUGUUAUUAAUUUUAUAUUUGAGAUUGUUUUAUCACAAUUUCUUAAAAUUAGAGUACAUUGUUAUUGUACUUUAUCAUUUUAUUUAUUAAAAAAAAGAUAAUAUAUAUAUUAUACCUCAAACACA
Molecule: messenger RNA, 1409 nt
Organism: Formica exsecta
Lineage: Eukaryota; Metazoa; Arthropoda; Insecta; Hymenoptera; Formicidae
Gene: NitFhit
Product: nitrilase and fragile histidine triad fusion protein NitFhit
Exons: 6
Coding region: 215-1120 (301 amino acids)
Biological process (GO): nucleobase-containing compound metabolic process
Molecular function (GO): bis(5'-adenosyl)-triphosphatase activity; hydrolase activity, acting on carbon-nitrogen (but not peptide) bonds, in linear amides
Source: RefSeq, a predicted model, not a curated record